Molecule: messenger RNA, 11239 nt
Organism: Pantherophis guttatus
Lineage: Eukaryota; Metazoa; Chordata; Lepidosauria; Squamata; Colubridae
Gene: NFATC2
Product: nuclear factor of activated T cells 2
Biological process (GO): calcineurin-NFAT signaling cascade; cytokine production; regulation of transcription by RNA polymerase II
Cellular component (GO): transcription regulator complex
Molecular function (GO): DNA-binding transcription factor activity, RNA polymerase II-specific; RNA polymerase II cis-regulatory region sequence-specific DNA binding; transcription factor binding
Source: RefSeq, a predicted model, not a curated record
GUGGAAGUUUGCAGGAAAGCCCUCAGUUCAGGCGAUGGAGGCGAUCCAGGGGUUUCCAUGGUACUGGGCAUAAACAGGAGGAAACAGUGAGGGAAUCCCGUUAUUUUACAGCAUUCAAGACUAUAAACACUCAGAGCAGGGAAGGAAGUGGCUUUUCCCUCUCGGGUGACCCACCUCUCGGAGCACGCAAAUCCAGCAGCAGCGCCCUCCGGGCCGCAGGACCCCCACGCGCGGCGCGGAUCCUUUCCACGCGGGACGAGCGAGAGGCGGCGGAUGGGCGCGGGACGACCAUGGUCUGAAUGAAGAAGACCUCCGUCAGCUCGCCCUUUCGCCCGUCCUCGGCGUCUUUUUCUCUCCCCGAGUAGCUUUUCCUUUUUCCCAAAAAAAUCCAAAUGCAGAGAGGAACCGCGUGCCGGCUGGUCCAUUAUCACCACAUCAUGAGGUCUGUGGAUCAAGAAGAACCGACUCCUUCACAUAAAAUCAUCAGCCCACCCACUGGAGUUACUUACCCUCAUGAUGAUGUCUCGGAUUAUGGCCUCAAGCCGUACCCCUUCGCUCUGUCUAGCCUUUCGGCAGAUCACAUGGGCAGAUAUGGACAGCCAGAUAGCAUAGGGUCAAAAUGCUACUUGGACCCUCUCAAGGCUGCAGGUCCCCCUACUUUGAGCCCUAGGAUUGAGAUAACACCAUCUUAUGAACUGAUUCACUCAGGGGGGGCCUUCAGCAGCAGAGACACAGAUCUAUUGGUAGAGCAUCAGUCCAGCUCAGCUACCGCUAGCCCAAGGUUUACUCUGCCGGUCCCUGGCUUUGAGAGCUACCGAGAACCGCUGUGCCUGAGCCCUCCUAGCAGCGGCUCCUCUGCAAGCUUCAUUUCAGAGACAAAUUUCUCUCCUUAUACUUCACCAUGCGUUUCACCAAAUAAUGGCCCUAGUGAUGACCUGUGUCCACAGUUUCAAAACACCCAUGCUCAUUAUUCCCCUAGAACCUCGCCAAUAAUGUCCCCACAAGCAACUGUCGUGGAGGAUACCUGCUUGGGGCCACGUUCACCAUCAUCACGUCCCAACUCAAGGUCGUCAUCACCAGGGGCAAAACGGAGGUACUCUUGCACUGAGCUCUACGGGAGUCAGCAUCCACACUCUUCUCCACGGCAGUCGAGGACCCCUUCUCCACAGGCCUCUCCCCACAUCUCCCUGAGAGAAGACGGAGCGACAGUUACUUACACCCAGUUGUCCACCUCAUCUAGUCUCAUGGAUGCCAUGAACAAUCUCACCACUGACCCUUCCUGCGGAGUUCCCACAAAAAUAUGGAGGACCACUCCGGAUCCUUCGCCAUUGGUUUCCCACAAAGCCAGUAUGCCAUGCCAUGUACUUCAGCCCAUCGAAUACAUUGGAUCCUGUGAGCAGGAGAAUCGAAGGAACCCACCGCCAGAUUCAAUCCUUUUAGUGCCGCCAUCUUGGCCGAAGCAGCUGAUGCCUGCGAUACCAAUCUGCAGCAUUCCUGUUCAGUCUCUUCCACCUCUUGAGUGGCCUCUAUCCAGCCAUUCAGGCUCCUACGAAUUACAGAUUGAGGUGCAACCCAAACCCCACCAUCGUGCUCAUUACGAGACGGAAGGGAGCCGAGGGGCAGUCAAAGCACCAACAGGGGGACAUCCUGUGAUUCAGCUUCAUGGUUAUGUGGACCACAAGCCCUUGGGCCUUCAGAUCUUCAUUGGAACAGCAGAUGAGAGGAUUCUUAAACCACAUGCUUUUUACCAAGUCCAUCGCAUCACAGGGAAAACAGUCACUACCACCAGCUUUGAGAAAAUCAUUGGCAACACCAAAGUGCUGGAAAUCCCUCUGGAGCCAAAAAACAACAUGAAAGCAACCAUUGACUGCGCAGGAAUUCUCAAGCUGAGGAAUGCAGACAUUGAAUUACGGAAAGGAGAAACAGAUAUUGGCCGAAAGAAUACUCGUGUGCGAUUGGUGUUCCGCGUGCACAUCCCUGAAUCUAGUGGCCGGAUAGUUUCUUUGCAAGUUGCAUCCAACCCCAUUGAAUGCUCCCAACGUUCGGCUCAUGAACUUCCAAUGGUUGAAAGACAAGAUGUGGACACCUGCCUUGUAUACGGUGGACAGCAAAUGAUUUUAACCGGCCAGAACUUUACAGCAGAAUCCAAAGUCAUCUUCACAGAGAAGACACCAGAUGGGCAGCAGAUUUGGGAGAUGGAGGCCACAGUGGACAAAGACAAGAGCCAAUCUAACAUGCUCUUUGUAGAGAUUCCAGAAUAUCGGAACAAGCACAUUCGUGUCCCCGUUAAGGUGAAUUUCUAUGUUAUCAAUGGGAAACGGAAAAAAAGUCAGCCACAGCAUUUUACCUACCAUCCAGUGCCUUCCAUAAAAACAGAGCCCAUUGAUGACUAUGAUCCAAGUUUAAUCUGCAAUACAGUACACAGUGGUCUGAGAACAGUAACACAGCCUUAUUAUUCACAUCAUACAAUGGCCUCGGAGUCUCCUUCCUGUCUUGUGGCUACAAUGGCUUCUUGCCAGCAAUUGCAUUCAAAUCUCUCUUCUCCCGAAUCUCAGUAUCCUUCACAAAACCCAGGAGCUAUAAUAUAUCAAAGAAGCAAGAGUCUCAGUCCAAGCCACCUGGGCUACCAGCAGCCCAACUUGAUGGGUGCCCAGGUGCCCAUCCCAGAUGUUCAUAGGUCAGUGCUUGUGCACACAGGAUCCCCUAGCCAGAGUUCAGCAAUGCUCCAUCAUUCCCCAGCCAAUCAGCCAUCUUCUCCAGUGAUUCAUUGCUCUCCCACAGCCAAUCAUCAGAUGAGAUGUGAAAGCCAUCAAGAGUUUCAGCAUAUAAUGUGUAGUGAAAAUUUCACAUCCAGCGGAGUGAGGCCCCAUCAACCUCAAGUCAACCAAGCACAAAGGUUAAGCCCAAAUUCUUAUCCUACUGUGAUUCAGCAGCAGAGAACAGCCAAAAAUGGACCACCAGUAAAUGAUCAGAAGGAAGUGGUAUCAGCUGGAGUCACUGUAAAACAGGAACAGAAUCUUGACCAAGCUUAUUUGGAUGAUGUUAAUGAAAUUAUCAGGAAAGAGUUUUCUGGACUCCCUGCCAGAAGUCAGACAUAGAAGAUGAGAUUUAUGAGGCAACUUUUGCAGAACCCAUCCGUAUCUGACUUCUAAGAUUCUUCUCUUGUCCUGCUUGCCUUUUGUUUCCUCAACUGAUCAUCUCAAGGCACCAGUUCAACACCAGGAACAAUGCACUGGCAUCCAGCUGACAAUUUUAUGUAAGCCACUCAGCACCUCUCAUUGUAAACAUCAAAGAAAAAAACUCUUCCUUUUGUCCAAAGAUCAUACCGUUCUCAUGUAACCUUGCAAGUGCCUGACGUAGAUUACUGAAGUGACUAAGGAUGCAUACAUGGACUAGAAAUGACAAUUGGGGGGAAAAGGUCCAAAAACUUUUAUUGAACUAAAGUAUGGUUGUGUACAUGAAUGCAUGUUAUAGACGUUGGAUGAAUUUUACAAUUGCCAACUCAACAAAAAACAACAACAAUGAAUUAGGUUUCUCGAACGGUCACAAUGCAUAGCCAGAAACAAAAUUUUAAACUUCGAAUACUCAAGCAUUGAACCUCCCUCCCUUAAAUGAAAGGGAACAGAUCUACGUAUGCAACAUUGUUUUUAUUCUUCUUUCAAACAGAAGCAUGACUAUUGCUCUGCAUAGAUUCACAGGGUUUUUUUAAAAAUUAAAAAAACAAUAACAUCAAAGUGCAACAAGGAGGCUGCUGCAAUGGAAAACAGAUGAAAAUCAUCUGGUGUGGGCACAGCUUCUAGUGAGAAUGUAAAGUAGCUUUUUAGUUGUAGCUUUGUCAUAUCUUUGCUCUAUUUUUAGAUGCACCAAAGCCAUAUUUUCAUUGAACUAGAAAGUAUGUAAACUCAAAACACAAUGCAGUCAACAAUUAAGCAUUUUUUAAAAAACUAAACAACGUCUACAGAAGAGAGCUGAACCUGCGUUUGAAACUCUGAAAUGAAUGUUAAAGCUAAAAUAUUUAACUUUAGCUGGAGUGUGCAUUCUAUUCCACAAUGUUCUAUGCAGCAUUUUACUGUACAGUGUACAGAUUUAAAACUGAUUUAUUUUAGAUUCUUUCCCAUCCAUACAAGUAACAAAAAGUUUUUUUAAGUAAAUGAAUCAUCUCAACUUGAUUUGGAAACUGCUUUUAUGGUUUUACAGUGGAAGUUUUGCAGAUCUAUCCAGUCAUUCAACUCAUGGUAAAAAUCACAAGAUGGCAUAAUUAUAUUCAUAGGGAAUGUGAGAUACUAAGUUAAUCGGUUAAGCAUAGAAAUGUGUGAUGAAGAGUAAUUUAAUUGGUUAAAGAAUGUAGGACUUACUGAUUUAUUCAUUCUAGCAGCUAUCAAAUUUUCAAAAAAUUCCAGAGCUUCUUUUUAUUUGUGCUACAAUACGGUUUUUCCCUCCAAAAAUGUAAUUUUUUUUUCUACUGAGGAUUAUCAUUGUGUAUUCUGCAUUUAGAUGUUACUGUAUUUUUCAGAGUGUAAGAGCACUUUUCCCCCCAAAAAAGAGGGUGAAAAUCUGGGUGCGUCUUAUACUCCGAAUGUAGCCCUGCCCAGCCUUGCAAAGGGAGAUUUCAGAGGCUGAAAAAAGCCUCUGAAAGAAGCUUCAGAAAAAAAGCCUCAGAAACAAAGUUUCAGGGAAAAAAAGCCUCUGAAAGGCUUUUAUUUAAAAUAAUAUGGCAAGCAACAAAAGAAGAAUCAGUAAAGGUUCUAACCAAACUAUGCUAACAAAUCUGCAGAAUGACACAAUAACCAACAGAUCAGAAGAGGUUAAUCUAUAUACCAAUACCAAAGAAAGGAGAUUGAACAGAAUACAGAUAGUCCUUCAGAAUAAAAGCCUCUGAAAGAAGCUUCAGAAAAAAAGCCUCCAAACAGAGCUUCAGAAAAAAAGCAUUUUUUUCUGAAGCUCUGUUUCGGAGGCUUUCAGAGGCAAAAAAAAAAAAGUUUUUUUCUGAAACAGUUUCAGAAGUUUCAGAGGCGGAAAAAAAAGCAAGGCACAGAGCUCACAACCAACGAACCUGUUGCUAAAAUUCACCUCUGGGAACAGCUGAUUGGGGGUAUUCCAGGAGGCCGAUCCACCUGCCAAUCAGCUUUUUUCUUAUAUUCCUCCCCAAAAACUAAGGUGCGACUUAUACUCCGAAAAAUACGGUAUUUCUCUAAAUUUUUUGUUGCCAGAAGAAGCCACAACAUCUUUUUACUCUUUUGCCCAAUAUAUGUUGUAGUUUCUUCAUCCCUUGUAAAAUUUAAACUGCAGAUCAGUCUAUGUAACUCACAUGAUACAAAUUGGAAGUGCAUAAUUUUCAGGCAUACGUAGGCUUAUCCACAUUCCAUCAAAUAAGGUUCUUAAAGAACUGAUAAAAAUUAAUAAAACUAUUGUAAUUGCCAGCUAACAAUUUGAUUUUGGUUUCUUGAGGAUUGGUCCCAAUGUCCAAAUUUAUAAUUGGGCAUGGAAAGUAGGACUGAUAAGAGUACAUUUGCAAUAUAUGUAUCUACGCAUGGAAACUUUUUGUCUAUAUUUUCCUAAGCUUGAUUCAGAGAAGUGAAAUAAAGGAAAUGAUGAAAAGCAGCUGAAUUGGAUAGUAGUAGAGAUAAGUACAAAAAUAAUUUUCUAGUUGCAGCUAAUCUAAUUCCUCAAAGUUAAGCAUAAACUUUUAUUAUAUGAAUCAGUUUUCAGUUUCACUUCAAAUUAUCCUUUAAUGUCAGUCCUUGAAUACACUUCAUAAUCAUUUUCACCACUAAUCCUCAAUUGUUUGUCUAGAUACCUAGAAAGCACACCACAACUUGGAGUCCUUUUUUGUGCCAAGUAUAAAAUACCAAAGAAAUUUCCCAUUUGGAUUUCUUUGCUGGGUUAUUUUUCUUUCACGAGUAUACCAUCGUUUUAUACAACUUGUUUAUCUUGAUCUGCCUAAUCUAUAGAGAGUUUUAAGGAUGUGAUGCAACCUUGCUUUGGCUUUUAAGCUCUAAAACACCAGCUCUAGGAAAUACAUUCUUGACAAAUCUGAUGCUAUUUUUGGAUUAAAAAGUAAUGUGUCCUUUGAGUUGAACUUAAUUCCUUUGACUCCAUGGCCACAAACCUAUAAUUUCUUUGGUAACAAUAUGCAGAUGAUUUGCAAUUGCCUUCUGUAAGGACAUUGGCAUCCCUGGUUUAUAUACAGUAGUAAAUCCUUGCGUCCAUUUAUUUUUACCUAGAUUUGGUGUGAAAUUUACCCUUUCUGACUUAUAACUACUGUUUCUUUGUAGAGAUGGGUUUGUAUAUCUGUCACUAAGCGAAAAACCCAACCAACCACCUAAUGGCUUAAUAUUAUUUGUGAACCAGGAAUAUUCCUGUUAUUUAUGCCAGUGAAUUACUGCAGAGGAUGAAAAAUAUCACUCCAGAGUUGUUGUUAGAUACAGAGCUGCAAUUCUUGCUGAUCCAACUACUUGAUCAAAUGUUCUUACAAGCUCUUCUAAAGUAUACGCAAACAUGAAAAGUAAGGUUCUUAGUUCUCUUUCAUUUCCUAUGGAUUGAAACAGUGGUGAAAUCCAUUUUUUUUUACUACCGGUUCUGUGGGCGUGGCUUGGUGGGCAUGGUGUGGCUUGGUGGCUGUGGCUUGGUGGGCGUGGCAGGGGAAGGAUACUGCAAAAUUCCCAUUCCCUCCCCACUCCAGGGAAAGGAUACUGCAAAAUCCCCAUACCCUCCCCACUCUGGGGCCAGCCAGAGGUGGUAUUUGCCAGUUCUCCGAACUGCUCAAAAUUAACGCUACCGGUUCUCCGGAACCUGUCAGAACCUGCUGGAUUUCACCCCUGGAUUGAAACCAUAAGGAAUGACAACAGGAUGGCCAUAUUGCUUCUUUGUCUGCUUCUUGGCAAUAUCUAAAAAAACCAGAGCAUUUGGAUGCAGCAUUGUAUUCUUAUCUUAAGCAUCUUCCUUUGCUGCAUUAUACAUUCAUUUAUGUGUAGUAUAGACUACAUGAUUUUUUAAAAAUAUAUAUAUAAAUAUAUAUAAUGGUUACGUGUUGGCAAGCUGUCCUACUGUGUCUGAUUUAGAAUAUUUAGCAAGCAACCAUUUGCUCAUACUAAAGCCUUAACCAAAUAUAUAUUUCUCAAGCAAAUACAUUCCUCUACAGAUGUUUGUCUUAAAGAAUAACUGGAUACAUUUAAGAUAGUACAGGUAAUUCUGAAACAUUCAAUGAAUGAAAUUAUUUAUUUUGGUUUUGCAAUAGUUCUACAGUUAACAUAUGUAAACUUCAUGUAAACUUUUUUUUUUAAUUAUUACUUUGGUCUAAAGAAAUGUAAGGUUUGCCUUGGACAAUUAACUGCCUUGUGUGAGUAAUUUGUUCUCAGUUUAUCUGGAAGACAGCCAUAGCUGCAUAUGAGGAAAUUAUUCUUUUUCCCCUCAGUUAUCUGAAAGCUUCAUGACAAGUGCCUUCCUGUCAUUGUACCAAAAGGCCUCACAAAGCAUUGUCUAUCAAGUGAACAACUGUAAUGCAUUUUCCAUUAGUGUUUUAUUAUGCUAAAGUCAAAGCAGUUUAUUGUAACUCAGUGGCAUUUUUUUUUCAACAUUAUUAUUUCUUAAUCGCAGCUUAGGCCUACAUAUUACAGGAUGAGUAUCUGUAAACUUUUGCACUAAAUAGAUGAAGUCAUCCAUCUUAAUAUGUAAACAGUCAGUUGAUGUUGGAGAGGCUAGUAAGCUUUUCAUUACUUUGGAAUGCAUUUGGCAUUAAAGAAUACCAAAGAAAAACUGCACGUGAGAAUGUUUUGUGAGUUGAAUGGAUUUUUUUUUUUUCAUUGUGAGGAAUUCUUUUUUCCUUUUCCUUUCCUCUGGUUUUUGAUCUGUGUGUUUGGAGGAGAAAUGUAGGCUUAUUUGAAUAAUAGCGAUACUGAGAUGGAAAGAAUACCAAAAUACUUAUUUGGUUAAUACAAAAUACAUUUGGUUAAUACUGGCUGUGGGUUCAAUCCAGACAAACUGAAGCACUUUUCCAUGUAUCUUUUGCUAGACAGUAGUUUACUAUAAUAAUUUGUUAUACCCUUUAUUCUGUUCAACAUCCGGUCUUCUUGUGUAAUAGUAAUAUCUAUUAUAGAAAGCAUAAUUCCAUUGAAUUUAGAGAGAAAAUUUCUGAAACAUGUGUUUUAAUUCAGUCAUUCUCAAAUGUUCUGAUUCCUAAUUUGAAUAACUAAAUGAAUAAAACAAAUCCAUUCUUAGAAGUUAGAGUUAGGCAAGAAAUAAAUACCCCACUUACUAAAAGAUAUGCCAUUAUCAUCAUAAAUGUUUGACUUAAAUCUUAAUUGGGUGAGCACUGUGGUUAUAGUGAUCAUUUUAAAUGCUUCUCUUCCCGCUCACCAAAAAUGUCCAUUUUGAAAGGCUAGAAAUUGAACAUAAUGGGUAAAAAUAUUGAAAUUUACUUCUAUAGUCACACCCAAAUCACAGAUAUUCUAUUACAUGCCAUAUGGGAAGUCACCACUUGGCAAGAAUUUGUCAGCUGGCAUCAAUCACAGUGCUGCUUUGAUUGGCAAAUGAUGCUGACGGUUGGCUAGACCCACAGGUUUAGCUUUCCUGGGCUUUUUUCUCAGGCAAAUCAUAAAUGAGCAUUGACAGCCCUCCUGCCUGCUUUGUCUGGGCAGUCUGAUCAACUAAAAAUGCUGUAAACCCACCCACCCCAUGCCCGCUCUCCCCCCCCCCAGAGGUUCAUAAUCCACCCUUUGAGAAUCUCUGUUUUUCCUCACACAUUAGCGGUCACAGGAUUUGAGAAGAUGCAUAUGUCUUUGGCUUGAUUGGACUCUGCCUAUCUAUACAUCUUACUUGGAAUGCAUCACGUUAUAAACAUUUGCAAAGAGAGCAUUUGAUUAUAUAGAAAAGCUGCUUCUUGACUGUUGGUUUCAACCCACUGCCUGUUGUAUUUUUAGGGGGGAUAUGGGUGUUAUAUAUAUAUGUACUAUAAGAUUUUUUUUUAAAGGAGGAAUUAUCUAUGAUAUUUCCUGGUUGCUACGAAAAAUAAGACACCUCCAUGGUGGUGUUUCUAAAUAGUGUGUCUUUUCUUCAGCUGAAGCCUUCAGAAAGGCUUAUUCUAUGGAGGCAAGUACUGUUGAACUCACUGAGUAUAUUCUUGUGCUUAUGGAGAGCAGUAUGUAAGGAAGCUCCCUCAGGGUUUCUUAAAUAAAUUCUUUCCUUAACCAGCUGCUUCCCCUCAUGCUCUCCCAGAGAAUCAAGCAAGGGUUGGACAAAAGACUUAACACCGCUUCCUCUAAUGCUGUGAUUUUUGGACACCCCCAAAAAACAGUCCUAUAGACUCAUAACAUACAUGACCUUCAUAGAUGCUUUAGUGCCUAUUUGAUGUGAUCCAUGAAUCAUCCUUUAUCUUGCUUCAUUGGAUGAUUAAAGAACAUAAGUACACAAGCAAAGAAACUGCAUUUUUUCCCUAAUUUCAGCUGCAAACAUCUAUUGUCUGCUUCACUGGCCAAUCAGUAAUCCUGCUUGUAAAAUUUUUGUUUAUUUCUGAAUACCUGUAUAUAACAAAUUUAACAAGUUGGUAUCUGCAUCUUUCUGGAUUUCCAGGGCAUUGUGCAUAGUGUUGAAGGAAGAUGCUGAGAGCAAUUGUAUAGAUUCAUUUAGGCCAAAAUUGUAUUAUGCCAAGGGAACCCUACAGUCCUCUUGCACAGGGCCUGUGAGAGAUUGAGAAUUUUGACAAUCCCACUUUUUCUUUUCUUUAUUUUUUUUUUAAGUUAGUCCUCACAAUUUCGAAGAUGGAUACCUGAAUAUAAGCUGACAAAAAAAGAUCAGAAAGGAAGAUGCAAUUUAAAAGGGUACAUAGAUGUAUCCUAAAACUCUUCAUGAGGAAAAUGACUAUCAUAAUUAGUAUACUGUAAAUCAGUGUUUCUCAACCUUGGCAACAGGAAUAUGUACGUAUUUCAGCUCCCAGAAUUCUGGGAGUUGAAGUCCACAUAUUCUCACGCUGCCAAAGUUGAGAAACACUGCUGUAAAUUAUAAGCACAAUAAAUUGCAAUCCAUAGUUAAUUUUUUUUUAAAUCAGAUAACGGGUGUCUCAGGAAUGUGGUCAUUAUAUACCCUACCAACAGACCACUAAUUUUUGUGUUGGAGAAAAUGAAAUGCAAGUUAUGUUAUGCAUAUAAUUAUUCAGCUUGUGUUGUAUGUAUCCUCAUUCCUGUUCGUUCCUGAUAUCAGUUGCCCUCAAAUGGUGACAAAGAACGUGGAAUGUAAAAUAUAUCAAAACCCAGUCUACUCUUAUUGAGUUUCUCCCCAUCUCCCCCCACCCACCCUCCAAAAAAUCUCAUUGUCUCUCAAUUAAUUCAGCUGCUUUGAAAGGUCUCAGUGAAUUACCAAGCGCCACUUGGAAUUGCUAUUGAAAAAUGAGGAUUAGCAUCAGGUAACACCCCUAAAACAAAAUUAAGAAUAUUGUCUCAGUAUUCGUGUCUGAGAUUUUGUGUGUGAGAGAGAGAGAGAGAAAGAGAGAGAAUGAAUAGCAUUGGUCCCUUGGCAACUGUGACCCAUUAAGAUUAUGCCAUUGAAUUCCAGCUGCUGCUUGUCUAGUAUGAGAAGAUUUGCAAUCCUGUCCUUCUUGUGGGCUUCCCAGAAAUAUCUGGCUGACCACUGUGUGAACAGGAGGCUGGGCUUUAUCUGAUCAGAUGGAGCUCUUCUCAAGCGACAUCAAAGAUUUCUGAUUUUCCAACCCCAUAAGCCAAAUUAAUGAACUAUACAUCCAAAUUAAAAGAAUUAUACCUCCGAAUGAUACAUUUGGCUUAAAAUAAUUCUUUGCUUCUGCUUCCUAGUCAUCAACACGUUUUUACAAGCAGGAAUUCCAAACUAACUUUUAAAAUAAACUACCCUAAGAAGCAAUUCAACAUGGGGAAAUAAGUUUUCUUUGGAUGGCAAGGAAGCCAAAAUGAACAUAUAUUUCCAAGUGCGGCAAGGUACAUAUUCAGCCUAGGUUGCAGCUAGUCAUGCCUGCUUGAUUCAGUCACAGAGUCAUAGACCUAAAUGGAAAGCAGCUUUAUUGCUCAAAUUUUAACACAUGACUAAACUGCUCGCUCACCUAUUUUUAACUAAAAGCCAAAAAAAAAAAACCCACAGGAAUGGUGGGUUGUAUCUGUUCUAUUGCCCCCUUGUUAUGUUUUAAUCUCAAGUUUAAUUGUGAUUUUGCUUUUUGUAAAAUAUUUUUAUACAGCUUGUAUUAUUAAAGUUCAGCAAUAAAUUGAAGGACAAACAGCUA